AUGACCGGUCAACCAACUCCCUUUGGCAAGCCAAUGCUAAAGCAUUGGAUGUUUGACCCCGCCUAUAAGAAUCUUAACCAUGGUUCAUUUGGUGCCCAUCCAAUUCCUGUGAAAGAAGCACAACGUGCCUUCUUGGAUAUUGCCGAUGUGCGGCCAGAUCCAUAUAUCCGCCGAUACCAUGCAGAGUAUCUAGACGAAGCUCGUGAGGCUGUCGCAAAAGUUCUUAACGCCCAGCGGGACGAGUGCGUGUUUGUUAAGAAUGCGACUACAGGCGUGUCAACAGUACUGUAUAACUUGGCUUUCCAACCGGAUGAGGCACUCAUCUAUUUUGAGCCUGUCUACGGUGCUGUCGAGAAGGGUGUUGUCUCGUUACAAGAGCAUAGCUCCUUCCCAUCCAAAAAGGUAUCUUUCCAGUAUCCCAUUACUGAAAACGAGCUAGAGCGCCGUUUCCGCGAGGUAAUUCGUCAAACUCGUGAAGAGGGGCUGAAGGUCCGGGCCAGUGUCUUCGAUGCCAUUGUCAGUAAUCCGGGUGUGCGGUUCCCCUUUGAACUGAUUACUGCAAUUUGUCGUGAAGAGGGUAUUUUGAGCGUCAUCGAUGCUGCGCACGGUAUUGGAAAUAUCCAUCUCGAUAUGGCGAAGCUACAACCUGACUUCUUCGUAUCAAAUUGUCACAACUGUGCAGUCCUCUACACACCCCGACGUAACCAGCAUCUAAUCCGCAGCACUGUGCCAACAUCUUGGGGAUUUAUCCCAGCCCCAGAGUCUCCCGAAACCCUCGCCUCAGUCCUUGAAGACCCCAACGCCCCCGUAACAAAGACUGCCUUCGAGCAACUUUUCGAGUUUGUCGCCACCAGUGAUGACUCCGCGUACAUCUGCGUCCCGGCGGCGUUGAAAUUCCGCGCUGAAGUCUGCGGAGGCGAGGACGCUAUCAUUGCCUACACCCAUCGUGUUGCAAAUGAAGGCGCUGAUGCUGUUGCGGCCGCUCUCGGUACUGAUGUCCUGCAAGAACCUGAUCUGAAGCCUGGCCAGGAGAGCCGUAUGCGCCAGUGUGCUUUGACUACAGUCCGGCUGCCUAUUGCUGUUGCUACUGCUGAGAAGGAACCUGGAUCAUUCGAUCACAACCCUUUGGUUGUGUUAUCCGAGGAAGAAGCCCCCAAGGCAUUUUCUUGGAUCCAGACGCAGCUGUUGGAUCACCAUAAUACUUUCCUGCCAGUUUUCCGCCAUGGACCUUGGCUAUGGACUCGUCUGAGUGGCCAGACUUACUUGGAGAAAAGUGAUUUUGAAUCUAUUGGGGUUGUCUUGCGUGACCUCUGUGAACGGGUUGCGAAGAAGGAGUUCAAGGCUUGA
Molecule: messenger RNA, 1347 nt
Organism: Penicillium griseofulvum
Lineage: Eukaryota; Fungi; Ascomycota; Eurotiomycetes; Eurotiales; Aspergillaceae
Product: putative aminotransferase family protein (LolT)
Exons: 2
Coding region: 1-1347 (448 amino acids)
Source: RefSeq, a predicted model, not a curated record